Messenger RNA from Enterobius vermicularis (human pinworm), 1032 nucleotides. The record is from the annotation of a GenBank genome assembly. Lineage: Eukaryota; Metazoa; Nematoda; Chromadorea; Rhabditida; Oxyuridae.
AUGAUUUCAAGAAAACUUCUCUGUAUCGCUCAAAAGAACCUUUGUGAAUGUGAGACGAUCAUUUACUGCAACAGACGCUGUGCUGUUUCUUCGGCAUUAGCUAAAAUAUUUAAGAAGAAGAAAAAGGAUAAUGAGUUAACGGACAAGUUGAAAUCUGACUCGGAAGAACAAGGUUUUUCUCUUUUCAAGAGACAUGUUAACGAACCCACGAGUUUAAACUUUCCCAAUGAAAGAGGUAUUGAAAAUUAUAACCCGAAAAUGCCACUGAAAGACCUAUUAGCGGCAACACCAGAAGUUCUUCGAGAGGAAGCAAAAAAGUACAAAAAGGAGUUAAAAGAUCGUUGGACUAUCGAUCUUGACAAAAAACAAUUUUUCGAAGAGCUUGGCCAUCUGCAACACGGAGAAACCAGAAAGGAGUUCAUCUUUGACUCGCCAGAGGCCAUUGCGUUGUGGAAUACCGGUUGUGAUGCAGAUGAAGGCUACGGCUACUCACACUGUGAGCUUGUUCCGACAGACCGCAAGACUGCAAUUUUCCGUGGAUAUCUGUCGACGGAAGUUGUGAAAGAUGGUGUGCACGAAAGGUCUGGGUGGGCAUCCAUGAAGCUUAACCUUACACGUGCUUUUCGUCGCAAAAAGUACUUUAAAAGAUGGGCCAGCUUCUCACACCUUCUGGUCAAGUGUCGUGGUGACGGUCGCUCAUACAAGCUGAUGUUGCAUUGCCCUGGAAUGUUUGAUAUAACUUGGGGAAACUCAUAUUCCUGCCCCUUACAUACGCAUGGAGGGCCUUACUGGCAAUACGAGAAAAUACCAUUCUCAAAGUUCUUUCAUACUGUCGUUGGUCGCAUUCAAGACCAGCAGAUACCCGUAUUCUUAAAAGAAGUGAGCUCUAUGGCUAUAGUACUAAUGGAUAGGAUGGAUGGCGACUUCUCAUUAGAAAUUGAUUUUAUAGGCGUUUGUCACGACAGAACUCACUAUGAAGAAUUUGCUUACGAGACCUAUGCAGUCCCGAUAUUCAAUACUAAAGGAAUUUAA